UUCUUUAUUCUGUAGCCAGCGAAGUCAGUUCUCAGUGAUACUUCGGCCAGGUCACUUCACCACCUGUUUCCCGAUUCAUAUUUCUCGACCGGUGCACAAUCUAUCUCAUUAAUGACGAUUCGAAUAAUCUUAGACUAAUUGUAAAAUUUCAAAAAAGUGAAACAAUUAGAAAUCAUUUGUUCUUUAUUUCGUGUGAAGAAACAGUAGAUUAAGGAAAAACUGUCAAUUUCUGGGAAUAUUGUAUUCUAAAUAAAAUAAUAGAGUGUUAUAAUAGAAGAGGAAUUUUUCAAGUUGGUUCGAGUUAGUUUAUUUGGAUAAAGUGAUUAAAGAAGAAUGUCGGACUAAUGGUGAAACUUGAUCGAUGAUUAUGGAAUUAGUGGUGAACAAUCGAACCGCGAAGUGUAACUGACUGAAAGAAAUUUGAUUUAAUGAUCAUUGCUUGCUAAGAAAGAAGCUUUUGUUUGACGUUGCUGGAGUCCGUGUCACAGAAAUGGAGUCUAACAACGAACCGCCGGUCAUACGGACCGCUUCCUUGGAAUUGAAAACCCGGAGAUCACAGAUGCAAACACAGAUUUCUUCCGUGGAAUCGAUGCAAAAACAGGCUGUCUGUGUGAGAAGAGCUUUCAAGAAAUAUGGCAACAAAAAUAAUCCGAAUAUUAUUUUAGAUGGGCUGAACAUGACUGUGCCGAAAGGCACGAUAUAUGGUUUACUUGGUGCAAGCGGUUGUGGAAAGACUACAUUGCUCUCUUGCAUUGUGGGUCGAAAACGAUUGAAUUCCGGUGAGAUCUGGGUACUCGGUGGUCGACCAGGCUCCAAAGGAUCAGGUGUUCCAGGCCCACGUGUGGGUUAUAUGCCACAAGAAAUCGCAUUGUAUGGAGAAUUCUCCAUAAGAGAAACAUUCAUUUACUUCGGUUGGUGUGCUGGGAUGAACACAAAACAAGUAAAUGAAAAAUUAGAUUUUCUCGUAAAGUUUUUACAGCUGCCAUCAGAAAAUCGUUUCGUGAAGAAUUUAUCCGGUGGUCAACAGAGACGUGUAUCUUUUGCAGCAACUCUUUUGGCUGAUCCAGAAUUGAUGAUUCUGGAUGAACCUACGGUAGGUGUAGAUCCUGUUUUGCGACAGAAUAUCUGGGAUCACUUACUCCACGUGACAAAGGACAAAAAUAAAACCAUUAUAAUUACCACUCACUAUAUUGAAGAAACAAGACAAGCUGGCAUGAUAGGUUUAAUGAGAGGUGGUAAAUUACUUGCUGAAGAAUCACCAACCAAGUUAAUGGAAAUUCACAAUUUAGAUAGUCUAGAGGAUGUAUUUUUAAAGCUAAGUAAGCGACAAAAUAUAGGUCUUCGAAGAAGAAGUAGCAUCCUCAGCAGUGUUACUGGUGUUCCUCCUGAAAGUACAAACGUAGAUGACGAAAUGAGUGGUGAAUUUGGUGACAAUAUUAGUGUUUCUAGUAAAAGAAAAAGCAUUGUGAUCGACGAAGGAAAUAUUCCAAAUAUGCCACCAGAAGAAAAAGGCACCACAAGUUUUAAAAUGAUCGACCCACAACAUAUGAAAGCUCUUAUAUGGAAGAACUUUUUAUGGAUGUGGCGAAACGUAGGCAUGAUGUUAUUCAUUAUCGGUCUCCCAGUCGUUCAAAUUAUUUUAUUUUGCAUUUCCAUUGGCAGAGAUCCAAAAAAUUUAGAAUUAGCAAUAGUAAAUUAUGAAUUAAAUAGCAGCAUGGAACCUUGUAUACCAACAAUAGAUUGUAAUUGGACUCACUUAAGUUGUCGAUAUUUACAUCAUUUAGAGGAAAGAUCGAUAAAAUUUCUACCAUAUGAUUACGAAAAAGAUGCUAAAGAAGCUGUAAAACGUGGCAACGUAUGGGGUGCUAUAAUUUUUCCUUGGAAUUACACAGAGUCUUUAGAAACAAGAAUUACGUAUGGCAAAAAUACUGAUGAAUGGAGUACAGAAUACUCUAAUAUGAAUAUCUAUAUGGACAUGUCUAAUCAACAAAUUAGCCAACUUCUUCAAAGAAGUAUUUAUCUUUCAUAUGAAGCAUUUGUUAAGGAAUUAUCAAUUGCUUGCAAUUAUAGUGAGAAAGUAGCAAAAAUACCAAUAGAUUUUAGAACACCAGUUUAUGGUCCUCUGGAUCCUAAUUUCACGGACUUUGCGGCACCUGGUGUUAUUUUAACAAUAAUUUUCUUCUUAUCGGUUGCACUGGCCUCCGGUUCCUUAUUGUUAGAAAGAAACGAAGGUCUUCUUGAAAGAAGUUUAGUUUCUGGUCUCACUGGAACAGAAAUUCUUUUCGGACAAGUUAUAACUCAAUUUACAGUUAUGACAGGCCAAUCUAUUAUGGUUCUUUUAGUUACAUUUGUUGCUUUUGAUAUCACUAGAAGGAAUAUUGGUUGGAUUGGUACAUUGACUAUUCUUACUGGAUUAUGUGGAAUGUGUUUUGGAUCUGUUAUUGCUUGUUGUUGCGAAAGCGAAAGAACUGCUACAUAUCUUGCAAUGGGUGCUUUUUUACCUAUUGUAAUGUUAUGUGGAAUAAUAUGGCCUAUUGAAGGAAUGGAUCAUGGAUUACGAUGGUUUAGUUUUAUCUUACCUCUAACAAAGAGUACAGCUUCAUUGAGAGCUAUGUUAGCUAGAGGAUGGUCAAUUUCAGAGCCUACCGUUUACAAUGGUUUCAUUGCUACAUUUAUUUGGAUAAUCAUUUUUAUGACUUUGUCUAUAUUAUUACUUAAAUUUAAGAAAGGAUAA
Apis florea (little honeybee) is the source of this 2734-nucleotide messenger RNA. RefSeq names its product ABC transporter G family member 23. Gene Ontology annotation, molecular function: ATP hydrolysis activity; ATP binding; ABC-type transporter activity. The record is from RefSeq and is a predicted model, not a curated record. Gene Ontology annotation, cellular component: membrane. Lineage: Eukaryota; Metazoa; Arthropoda; Insecta; Hymenoptera; Apidae.